Jatropha curcas is the source of this 2316-nucleotide messenger RNA. Its product is annotated as PPR superfamily protein. Lineage: Eukaryota; Viridiplantae; Streptophyta; Magnoliopsida; Malpighiales; Euphorbiaceae. The record is from RefSeq and is a predicted model, not a curated record. Gene Ontology annotation, molecular function: RNA binding; protein binding. Gene Ontology annotation, biological process: RNA modification.
AAUGUCAAGAAUAAGUGAAUAACUUCAAAAUUAAAAAGAGCGAAAUAGGUAAAGCAUACUUCUCCUCUUCAACGAGGGAGAUGCCCACAAAGCUUCAAUCUUGGAAUCAAAGUCGUCAGAUUGAAUGAGCCACAGCGCUCGUUAUCAAGACAACGUAGUUUCCUUUCUCCCUUAUCUUCCCUCUUUAUUGAAAGCGUUGUUGAUGCCGUAAGCUAAACAGCAGUCUAACAAGCAUUCUCGUCCUCAAUGCAUACACAUGAAACUAACAUGGCGAGAAACAAAAUCAGUAUCACCUCUGGCGAAUCUUCUAUGCCAACGAUUCACAUCAACUCCAAACUCCAAGGAGUCAAUUUCAAUCAAACUCAAAGAGAUGGUCUCGAAAGGACUUUAUGGCCAAGCACUAGUUUUCUACAAAAAAGAUCUCCAUUGCGCAGGUCUCCAUGAAAACUCCUUCGUUAUCCCUACAAUUAUCAAAGCUUGUGCUUCUUCCUUUGAUUACUAUGACUUUGGCCUUCAAUUACAAAGCCUUGUUCUUAAAUCAGGUUUGGACUACGAUCCCAUUAUCUCUAAUGCCUUCAUUUCCUUUUAUGCUAAAUCUUUGGAUGAUGUUGAACUCGCACUUAAGGUGUUUGAUAUAAUGCCUAUUAGAGAUACCAUCUCAUGGAAUUCGAUCAUAAAUUGUUGUAUACGAAAUGGGUAUUUCACUAAAGCAUUUGAAAUGUUUAAGGAAAUGUAUAAAUUUGGUUUUGUACCAAAACCUGAGUUGAUUGCUAGUGUUAUAUCGACUUGUGUAGGAUUAGGAUAUUUGAAACUAGGAAGAGUCAUUCAUGCUCUUGCUAUUGUUGAUGAGAGGAUUGAGGAGGAGGUUUUUCUUUUAACUUCUUUAGUUGACUGGUAUAUUAAGUGUGGUGAUUCGUCUAUGGCUUUAAGCCUGUUUGAUAGAAUGAAAGUGAAAAAUGAAGUUUCCUGGACUGCCAUGAUUUCAGGCUGCAUUGCAAAUUUGGAAUAUGACAUGGCCAUUGAUUGUUUUCGGGCAAUGCUUAUUAGUAGGAUUAGACCUAACAGAGUAACAUUGAUUGGGAUUUUACCAGCUUGUGCUGAGUUAGGUUGUGUUAAGCAUGGGAAAGAAAUUCAUGGAUAUGCAUUACGUCAUGAAUUCAAUUUGGAUCAUCAUUUCUGGUCCUCGCUUAUUCCCGUAUAUUGCAGAAGUGGGGAUAUAUCUCAGUCUGCCAGGCUUAUUUUCGAGAGGUCAAAAGUUAAAGAUGUUGUGAUGUGGAGUUCAAUUAUUGGGAGCUAUUCUCGAAAUGGAGAUGGCAUUGAAGCUAUGGAGCUCUUUAGGCGGAUGAGAGGGGAAGGAGUUGAGCCAAAUUCUGUGACUCUAUUGGCAGUAAUCACUGCCUGCACAACCUUGACUUCACUUAAGCAUGGAAAUGCAACUCAUGGCUACAUUAUGAAAUGUGGCUUGAACUUUGAUAUUUUCAUUGAGAAUGCACUUAUAAAUAUGUAUUCAAAGUGUGGUUGUCUUAUGGCUUCGCAUCAAGUUUUCAAAGAAAUGCAUAAGAAAGAUUUAGUGUCAUGGAGCACAUUGAUUGCUGGUUAUGGCUUGCACGGUUAUGGUGAAGAAGCUUUAUAUCUUUUUUGUGAGAUGCAAGAGAAAGGGGUAGAACUGGAUGCAAUCACCUUCCUUUCUGUUUUAUCAGCUUGCAACCAUGCUGGCCUUGUCAAAGAGGGACAACAGAUUUUCAAUAAUGUGAAGAAGGAUGGGAAAAUUCCACUAACUAUGGAGCAUUAUGCUUGCCUGAUUGAUCUUCUUGGAAAAUCAGGGAAAAUUGAUGAUGCUUUUGACAUCUUGCAAACGAUGCCCAUGAAACCUAGUGCAACAAUAUGGAGCUCUUUGGUGUCUGCUUGUAGAACUCAUGGAAGAUUGGAAAUUGCAGAAAUACUAGCACACCAGCUUAUAAAAACAGAACCUGGAAAUGCUGCUAACUAUACUUUGCUGAGUAUGAUUUAUGCUGAAUCAGGUAAGUGGUCUGGCGUAGAAGAGGUGAGGAGACUUAUGACACUUCAGGGACUAAAUAAACGCUCUGGACAUAGCCAGAUUUCAGUAGGAAAUUACAACUCUACUUUGUUUCCAAUUUAGUUGUACAGUUCAGUAAGCCGACAUUUCUUAAGACACCGGAAUUUUAAAAACUAUAUAUAUAUAUAUUUUUUAAAAAGUGGGUGAGAAGAAGACGAGCAGAAUUGAUUUGUACGUGAAGAAAAGUACACAAAGUCUGUAUGAAAUAAAAUGUAUAUUCUUUCCCUCUUAUUCAGCAA